This is a messenger RNA of Blumeria graminis f. sp. triticale, 114 nucleotides long. NCBI's taxonomy places the organism in Eukaryota, Fungi, Ascomycota, Leotiomycetes, Helotiales, Erysiphaceae. The record is from the annotation of a GenBank genome assembly.
AUGCCAAGUCCAUGGAGAUCACGGCACUCAUGCGCAUGGAAAGAAGCCUCCAGCGGCGGGCAGAGCAUAAAAGAGGUCAAGGUACAUUAUAUAGCUGAUUUACGUGAUAUUUGA